AUGGAGGAAGACAAGAACACCCCAGUCACUCGCAGGGAGUUGGCACGUAUUCUAAAGGGCAAAGAAGAAGCAAGUGAACCUACUUGGGAGAUAAGUCCACCAUUCGAGCAUCAUAUUUUGGCAAAAUCAUACUCUAAGGGGUACCAACCACCUACCUUUCGUAAUUUUGAUGGUAAUGGAAGUGCCAAAGAACACAUCCUAUCAUUCUUGGAUGAUCUCGGGGUGUUCAGGAAUCACCAGGAGCUCAAGAUCGAGGAGUUCUCAAAAUCACUAACAGAAAGGACGUUCACAUGGUAUUUCAAGUUGAAAGCCAGUAGCAUCAACACAUGGGAGCAAUUAGUGACGGAGUUCUGCAACAAGUUCCUGGAAGAGGAACCCUCCAUGCACAUCAUGGAUCUGGGGAGAGUGAAACAAAGACAAGAAGAAGGAUUAGUAGCGUUCGUCAAGAGGUACAGAGAUCAAGCUUUACUUUGUAUAGACACUCUCCUAGAGCCACAAUUGGUAUACGAGUGUAUUAGAAAUGUGGAAGAUGGAUCCCAAAUUUAUCUUUCUAUGAGUAACAUAAACACUUUCUCUGAGCUCUUAAAGAGAGUAUCUGACAUAACCGAGGCAAUGAAGCGCAAUGGAAGGAGAUAUAAAAAAGUUUCUCCUCUGAAAGUGUGUGCUGCUGAUGGCAGGGGCAGAAGGAGUUCCUAUUCUAGGGGUGCAAAGAGAAACAGUCUCCCACCCCCACUACCUCUCUCUAGAGCUCAGGCCAUGGUUGUCGUAAAUGGAUGGUUUAAGGAUGGAACAUUAAACCCCAGAACAGAUAGAGAGCCACCAACACCUGAAGACUUGAGAGAUCCAUGA
Molecule: messenger RNA, 849 nt
Organism: Arachis stenosperma
Lineage: Eukaryota; Viridiplantae; Streptophyta; Magnoliopsida; Fabales; Fabaceae
Exons: 1
Coding region: 1-849 (282 amino acids)
Source: RefSeq, a predicted model, not a curated record